Messenger RNA from Seriola aureovittata, 3083 nucleotides. It is a transcript of the gene tmem151ba, whose product is annotated as transmembrane protein 151Ba. NCBI's taxonomy places the organism in Eukaryota, Metazoa, Chordata, Actinopteri, Carangiformes, Carangidae. The coding region runs from base 1208 to 2737 and encodes 509 amino acids. The record is from RefSeq and is a predicted model, not a curated record. The transcript is spliced from 2 exons.
ACCCAAACCCAAGUGUUUUCAUAAAUGUGUGUCAUCUUGGUAAUUAUUUUUAUGACAGGAAAAAUUCGACCUGGAUAAGAGUUUAAUAUAGAAAUUUGCUGCCAAAAUCAUCACACACUUUUUUAUAAACUUCAUUUGUGACACAUGAGCUUAAAGAUAUCUACACUUUGUUGUGAAGCAUAGAGCAUAACAGAAUAAAGAAUUAUCUUCAUAACAAAAUGGAAAUAUGUUGAUGAGAGUUGAACUUCACUAACCUGAAGUAUAAAAUACAUUACUGAAAGAAAAACAUAUACCUUAAUCUCAUAAACAACUCAUACCUUAAAUCUCCCAUAGGCCCUACUUAGUUCUACAUUUUAUGUGCUUUUAAUACUGAAUAUAUUAAUGUUUUGUCUUAAUGUCAUAAUACACAAACUAUGGUCAAUCAAAACAUGAAGAUCUUAGAUAUUAUUACACUAUAUGCAUUUACAUUGUUUUCCCCUAUGUAGUGUGUCUGUGGUGAGUUUACUGAGGAGAUUUAAUGGUUUGUUUUUAUCUAUAAAGAAAUAUAAUGUCAAGACUUAUUUACCUGUAUGUUUCUCAGUAGCUCUUUUUGAUUAUUUUUCCUACUAUUGCAGCCUUGUACAGGAAUAUAAUAAUCUUUUGGUGCAUAGAGACAAGGUCAUGCAGCUAAUGGGAUGCAGGGGGUGGGUUCCUCUGUGCAGCACCGCCUCUGUGUGCGGUUGUGAUUUACUUGAAGUGGGAUGUGUGUGUGUUAUUUACAUUGUUGUGUCGGGGUGGCUGCGCACACGUGCCGCUGCCUGUCGUCUUUGUCCUGCUUCACAGCUUCGCUGGCUGCCAUGGGCACUGCCUACAGGGAGAGGAGCUGUCUGCCUGCCUUUGCCAUUUCCUAACAUUGCAUCCCUUGCAGCAUUCUUCAUCAGCAUCUAGGCAUUGCAUCUCGGGAGGAGUCUCUCAGUCUAUUCUGAUUCCGUGGUCUUGUGAGGCACAAUGAGCGGAUUCCCGUAGGCUAUACCCAGCGACGUCUGCCCACCUGGAAGACGCUGGGAUGGUGCGUCUUUUGAGCGUUUCCAUUUGGGCUCCGAGUGAACUGGUUUCUUUUGGAUGAUGCGCAAAGGGGUUCUCGGUGUGUUUGUGUUCCAGUGUGAUUUGGAAAACCCCUAUCCCAACAGGAGAUCCAUGCCCCGGUUUUUGUACCGUUUUCAUCAUCAUGUCCCCAGCAUCGGCUGCAACGGCCAGUGAAAGCAGCACCACCACCACCGUCCCCGAAGAGGAGUCAGACAGCCCCCGAGAGGAGCAGCGGCCCCAGAAACAGUCCUUGACUAAAUCCUUGUGUCAGGAAACCCAUUGGAAAUGCCUGCUGCUGUCCCUGCUGAUGUAUGGCUGCGUCGGGGUGAUGGCCUGGUGCCAGGUGACCAAGGUCACACGCCUCUCCUUCGACAGUGCUUACAAGGGAAAAUCCAUGAUGUACCACGACAGUCCCUGCUCCAACGGCUACAUCUACAUCCCUCUGGCCUUCCUGGUCAUGCUCUAUGUGGUCUACCUGGUGGAGUGCUGGCACUGCUACACCAGGAAUGAGCUGCAGUACAAGGUGGAUGUGGACACUGUAGCCGAGCGCAUCCAGCGAAUGAAGCAGGCUACACCCUGCAUCUGGUGGAAGGCCAUCAGCUAUCACUAUGUGAGGAGAACACGGCAGGUGACGCGCUACCGUAACGGAGAUGCAUACACCACUACACAGGUGUACCAUGAGCGAGUCAACACCCACGUGGCUGAGGCGGAGUUUGACUAUGGGAACUGUGGGGUUAAGGACAUCUCAAAGCACCUGUUGGGCCUGGAGGGCUUCCCUAUCACCAGGCUGAGGUUCACUAAGUGCUUUAGCUUUGCCAGUGUGGAGUCAGAGAACUCCUAUCUGACCCAGCGGGCCAGGUUCUUCACAGAGAAUGAGGGUCUGGAUGACUACAUGGAGGCCCGUGAGGGAAUGCAUCUGAAGAAUGUAGACUUUAAAGAGUAUAUGAUUGCCUUUUCUGACCCUAGUCACCUCCCCUGGUACGCAACUAACUCCACUUUUUGGCUGGCAGCUGCUUUCACCCUCUCCUGGCCUCUGCGGGUGCUGACAGAGUACCGCACUGCUUGUGUACACUACCAUGUAGAAAAGCUGUUUGGUUUUGACUAUGUGCCAGCAACACCAUCUGAAGAGCGGCCGUAUUGCCGACACAUCCCAAGAGUCAACACAAUCGACAGCACAGAGCUGGAGUGGCACAUCCGCUCCAACCAGCAGCUGGUGCCCAGCUACUCAGAGGCAGUUCUCAUGGACCUGGCCCAGCUCUCAGGGAGCUGUAACAGCUACUCCGUAUGUGGAGGCUAUGGCAGCUACAGGCAGAACUGUGAACGCUGCCACCGUGCCAUCAGCAGCUCUUCCAUCUUCUCUCGCAGCGCCCUCAGCAUCUGCAACACAGGGAGCCCCCGCAUCCCCUUUAGCGCCAGCCGCUUCUCACUUGGCCGCUUGUACGGCUCCAGGCGGAGCUGCCUGUGGAGGAGUAGCGGGAGUCUGAAUGAGCAGUCCUGCCCCACAGAGAGCACGCGCUGUCUGUCAGGCCAGCAGACCAGUGAGGAGAACCCUCCAGCCUAUCAGGAUGCUCUGUACUUCCCAGUGCUCAUUGUACAUCGCAACGAGGGCUGCCUCAACCACGACCACCACUCCCUGCACAGAAACGGCUCCUGUGUAGAGACCUCACUAUGACCCACGGCUGCCACACUUGUCUGAGCAAAGAAUAUAAUGAUACAGGCACAGAAUAAGAAACCUCCUAACUCCUGGGUUAGGAUAAUAAUGAUUUCUGCUUCUUCCCUCUUUUACUACUACAAGCUACCACAAACAAGGAUUUGUUCAAGUUUCUAAAGGCACUGUCGCCUCAAACAAACAGAAGGAAAAGUAUGUCUGGGAAAGUCCUUACAGUACACUUAAUAUGUCAGGGAAAACAGACUUGAUGGUCUUGAUGAGACUGUUGUUUAAAAUGCAAUGCGGCUUUAAAGGACCAUACUGCCAAAGUGUCACGUACAGCGUCAAUAAAGAGUCAAAUAACCAAGGA